GCACACGCGCACGCACGCACGAGUCCCUCCUUCCGCAUUAUCACUUCCCCGUCGCCCGCCCGCGCGCGCGCGCGCCAAUUAUCCCGGCCCAUGCACGACUAGAGUUUACCCGAGUCCUGACUCUCCUCUUGAGCACGCGCCCAAAUAAGCCUUGGUUCGUGCGUGCCAUCUAUCAUCCCAUCCAUGGCGCUGGCGCCUCUGCCGUGAGCAGGAGGAGGCUGGCAGGCGCAGCAGGGACGACGACACCACGUCAAAAGCAACAGACCUUCCUUUUUAUAGCGCGAGCCCUUUGUUUAGCCUCCGAUUCUCAAGUUUUAAUCCCAGCAUCGUGCUUCCCUCCGGCCUCUCUCUGCGUGUGUAAUUUAUCCCUCCUCCGGCCUGCUACGCCGCACCGCACCGCACCGGGGGCGGCCUUGGUGUGCAUGGGCGCCGCGGCGCCAUGACGACCACAGCUGCCAUGAACGUGGCCGUCACGCAGCUAUGUGCCCGGGGUCGCCGGCGCAGGCCGGCCGCGCUGCGCCACGAUCACCGGUGGGCGCGCUUGCUCCGCCUCGCCGUCGCCACCAGGGCCGUGCGCCUCGUCUGGGACCAGCUUCUCGCCUGCUCCUCCUGCGGCGGGGGCGGUGGCGCCCGGUACCGCCGGCUCGGCCCGCCGCACGGACCGGACGUGCUGACCCCCGUCCCCAUGGAUGACGACGCCUGCGCGGGCGCUGCCGCCCACGCCGACGCCGACGACGACGCGGCGGAUGUCGAGGACGUGGUCGGCCUCAAGGUCAGCCUGCUCGGGGAUUGCCAGAUCGGCAAGACCAGCUUCAUGGUUAAGUAUGUUGGGGAUGGGGAGGAGCAGAACGGGGGCUUGCAGAUGACAGGCCUGAAUCUGAUGGACAAGACUCUGGCUGUUCGGGGCGCCAGGCUCGCCUUCAACAUCUGGGACGUGGCAGGAGACAGCCAGUCCGCCGACCACGUCCCGAUCGCGUGCAAGGACGCCGUGGCGAUCCUGUUCAUGUUCGAUCUCACCAGCCGGUGCACGCUUAAUAAUGUUACCGAUUGGUACGAGAGGGCCAGGAAAUGGAAUAAGACGGCUAUUCCAAUCCUAAUAGGAACGAAGUUUGACGACUUCGCUCAGCUUCCUCUUGAGAUGCAAUGGACCAUUGUCGAUCAGGCCAGAGCAUACGCAAGAGCGAUGAAGGCGACCCUCUUCUUCUCGAGCGCGACGCACAACAUCAACGUGAACAAGAUCUUCAAGUUCAUCACGGCCAAGCUCUUCAACCUCCCUUGGACGGUGGAGCGGAACCUCACCGUCGGCGAGCCCAUCAUAGACUUCUGAACACCAACUAACCACUCCUCCCCCGCCCUACGACUACGACUACGACUAACCAACCUCUCGCCGCCGCUCGCGCGGUGCGCAGCGUUGUACAUAGGUGUACGUUGAGUUGGUUAUGGUUCAUGUACAUGUGCAUGCCUUCUUCCUGGAGAGGAAACCGCGAGGUGUUGGUCGCUCCAUGCAUCUCGCAUGUACACGCAUGUAUAGGGAAUCCAUGCAUGUAAUAUACACGCCCCGUUUUCCCACUUCACAGGAUAACUGUGCGUUGUGCGAUCGUGUGGCGUAGUGGUAGCUCGCACGGACCACGGCCCGGCCUGUGCACGAAUGAUGCAGAUUCAAGAUCUUUUCGACUUCAGUCUUUA
Messenger RNA from Triticum dicoccoides, 1686 nucleotides. Its product is annotated as septum-promoting GTP-binding protein 1-like. NCBI's taxonomy places the organism in Eukaryota, Viridiplantae, Streptophyta, Magnoliopsida, Poales, Poaceae. The transcript is spliced from 6 exons. The record is from RefSeq and is a predicted model, not a curated record. Bases 440 to 1327 code for a protein of 295 amino acids. Gene Ontology annotation, molecular function: GTP binding; GTPase activity.